ACCUCGUUUUGAGAACCAAGAUGGCUGCGCCCAUGUGAUUUUUUUCGGCACGCAAAAAAUAUUUAGGGAUACCUCUAAUAUCUCCUUUCUGCGUAACUUGGGAAUACGAGAGUAAAACGAAGAUGUCGUCUUUUAAGAAGGCAGCAAAGGCCCGUCAGAAGGACCACAAGGAAAGGGGCCAGCUUUCGUCUAGGAGUCAUCUUGGUCUACUGGAGAAGAAGAAGGAUUACAAAUUGAGAUCCAAGGAUUACCACAACAAACAGGGUAUUUUGAAGCGGCUGAAGCAGAAGGCCCUGGAACACAAUCCUGAUGAGUUCUACUUCCACAUGAUCAACUCUAGACUCAAGGGAGGAAAACAUGCGGAACUCCAAACCACAGAACGAGCCACACCGGAACAGAAGAAACUCAUGCAGACUCAAGACAUUAGAUAUGUGGACUACAAGUUAUCUGCAGAGGCAAAGAAAGUGGAGAAGUUGCAGUCUGAGCUGCACAUGAUCGGACACAGAGCCAAGAACAAACACACCUUCUUCUUAGACUCCAAGGAAGAAGUGAAAGACUUUGAUCUUGCCAAACACCUGGGUACAACCAAAGAGCUGGCCUCACGAACCUUCAACAGGCCCAGGACAGAAACCCUGCAGUCACACAGGGUGGCUGGAGCACAGGAUUUACAGGAGGUGGCCAAAGACAGAGAACAGAACUACAGUGAGCUACAGCAGAGGAUGGCAAGGGAAAAACAACUACACAUCAUCCGACAGAAAAUGGACAUCAAGAAAAACUUGAUGAACAAGGGGAAGUCAGCCAGGAAAAUGGUUACCAAGGAGACGCCCGAAGCACCAGCUGUCUACAAGUGGAGACAGAGGAGGAAAAGAUGAGGGGAGUCCUUUAAAUGGCAGCAAAACUGGAAGUCAAUUUUCGAAGUCAAUUUUCCAGUGACUGUCAUUCUUUUGAUGUUGGUUGAAUCAUUCCUAUCCCAUGGCAUGUACUGAUAUCUGUGAGGCAAAAAUGUCAUGUUAUUGACAGUUACGCUGCUUGUUUUGUAUCAUUGGCUGGUUCUAGCUAUUUAUUGGUGGUACCCCAAAAUAAAGGUUGUGUUUUUUUGCUAGAUAAACAAUGAUAAAAAUGUCCUCAGAAUUAGCAGUAAAGGUCAAUAGCAGACAGAUUUCCUCAUGUAGAAUAUUAUGGAAUCAUAUUUAUAAUAUUAUAGUCCAUGUUCAAAUUGGUCGGGAGAUGGAGUGAAAUAUGCUGUAUUUGCUCCCAUGCAAAUGCCGGCCUUUCUUGUUCAAUGUAACAUUAUAUGUCGUAUGUAAUGGCUUAUGUCAAAGUCAACUCACAUUGGGACACCCUGCAAGAGCUGUUAUUAUUGUACGUAUAGUGUCAGAUUUCUGUUGUCAGUUUUUGUAUUAGCACAUGCGACAUCCACUUUUGUCUGGGUACCUUUUACGUUUUGACCAACAAAAGUUGCAGUUGACCUUUAUCCUUUUAUGAAAAAUAGCCAACAUAUUUUACCUCUUAGAUCUGUCUCUAUAUCCAUUCAAGGACAACAUCUGUUCCAUGUAACAUUGUUAUGGUAACAUUCAGUUUAUUUUGUAUGAUUAUGUUAUGUAAAAACAUAUUGUGCUUCCCUGUAUCCUAACUACAUGUAGACAAUUUAAUAGAACGGAUAGUUUGUAAGUUUAGAAAUAGAAGGGUUGAAGAACCUUGUACAUAAUAAAGGAUUUCAAAAUCUGAACGGUCCCCAACAUUACUGGACAGUCCCUCUACAUGUCCUUGCCUUCUACUAUUAUGUACAUUGUACUUGUGGAACUCUCCAGACUUGGAUCUAUGCCAAACAACGCCCAGUCACAGAUAUAGGUCAGGGCGACGACCAAAACAACUUAGGGCUGUGUACCUAAUACCCGUGUCUGUACCUGUACCUGAAAAUUAUUAA
Molecule: messenger RNA, 1927 nt
Organism: Branchiostoma belcheri (Belcher's lancelet)
Lineage: Eukaryota; Metazoa; Chordata; Leptocardii; Amphioxiformes; Branchiostomatidae
Product: probable U3 small nucleolar RNA-associated protein 11
Exons: 8
Coding region: 123-872 (249 amino acids)
Biological process (GO): rRNA processing
Cellular component (GO): nucleolus; small-subunit processome
Source: RefSeq, a predicted model, not a curated record